This is a messenger RNA of Argentina anserina (silverweed cinquefoil), 2336 nucleotides long. RefSeq lists its product as uncharacterized. NCBI's taxonomy places the organism in Eukaryota, Viridiplantae, Streptophyta, Magnoliopsida, Rosales, Rosaceae. The coding region runs from base 56 to 2284 and encodes 742 amino acids. The transcript is spliced from 6 exons. Gene Ontology annotation, biological process: attachment of GPI anchor to protein. Gene Ontology annotation, cellular component: GPI-anchor transamidase complex; membrane. The record is from RefSeq and is a predicted model, not a curated record.
CCUCUCCCAAUUAUUCGCCGCUAAACCAAAACCUCCCAUCCAUUUUCCGGCAGCCAUGGCCGAGGCUGAGACCGACACCAACGCCUCCAAGUCCAAACCACGCCCCAUCGUACGCCUCGGGAUCUUCCUCAUCUCUCACAGCUUCUUCUUCAGUGUCGUUUUCUUCACCGCCGGAGUUUUGGCUCUUCUCCUGCUUCCGGUUCUCGCCAAGAACACCUACAUCUCCGAGAACUCGCUCAUGCCAGGCUCGGUGGCGCCCAUGCUUUCCAAUCAGGAGAUUGCGGAGGCGAAUAGAUUGAUAGACGACUUGACUGCUCUGAAUUCCAAUCCUGUUGGUUCGGUCAUAGGAAGUCGAAGGCUGGUAGCGCAGUAUAUGUUGAAUUUGGGUGCUGAAGUUAGUUUUCACAAGUUCCACCCUCAGUUAAACCAGUUUCACCCACUGCGCUUCUUUUCCAGCCCUGAUUCGGGGAGAAUCAAACAGAAUGUCAGUUGUGCGUUGCUCGGUGUCAACACUGUUGGGAUUAUAAGAGCACCGCGUGGUGAUGGGAAGGAAGCUAUUGUGCUGGUGACUCCUUUCAAUUCAGCGGAAGUUACCAAGAAUGAGGCCGUAUCUUUGGGAAUUGCGUACUCGGUAUUUUCCUUGCUUACCAGAGUCCCUUGGCUGGCCAAGGAUGUUAUAUGGCUCGUUGCAGAUUCCCAAUUUGGAGAGUAUGCCGCAGUUUCUGCUUGGCUAAGAGACUAUCAUACACCUGUAUUCAGCGGUCGGGGCACAAUAGAUGCAGAAAUGUGUCCUGAAAGUAGUAAUCUGCAUGGAUUGGACGAAGACCAAUUUACAAAAGGGAUGACUUAUGAUGGAUUUAAACGUGCUGGGACCAUGGCUGCGGCCCUUGUUAUGAAGGUUGGAGAUCGGGGUUAUCAAUAUGAGGACAGUCUAAGUAUCUAUGCUGAGGCAUCUAAUGGGCAGAUGCCAAAUCUUGACCUCAUCAAUACUGUGAAUUAUUUAGCAGUACAUAGGCAAGGUUUGCGGGUAAAAGUGGAGAAAUUGUUGUCUUUACUCAAUAUGAGAUGGCUUCAGAGGUUGGGGGAGAUGUUUGAGUUACUAGGACAAUAUGCCAGAAUCGUAAAUCCCCAGCUUAAAUUUGGUAUCCCAGCUGCGGAGUAUAUUGAGGGUAGUGCCACACUUGCCAGCUCAUUGUACUACCAGGCUUUGGGCGUACCCACCGGUCCCCAUGGUGCUUUUCGUGAUUACCAAGUUGAUGCAAUUACUGUGGAGUUUUUUCCCAGAGAUUAUAAUAUGGGUAACAAGAGACAAAAUGACUUCCUUCUGCGAAGUGGCCGAUUAAUUGAAGGAGUUGUGCAGUCCGUAAACAAUCUUCUAGAGAAGUUUCAUCAGUCAUUUUUUCUAUACCUGUUAACAUCUCCCAGUAAAUUUGUGUCAGUGGGAGUCUACAUGAUUGCGUUUGCACUACUAGUUGCGCCGCUCCCCAUGGUGGCUGCUUCUCUCUUCGUAAAUGCCAGUGAGUCUGAAGAUAGUCUGAACACUGAGAAACCUGAUUCUUUGGCGUCUGCUGCUGAUUCGGCUCCUUUGGUCACUGCUUGUGAGUCUUCUUCAUUGCUCGGUGACGCUAAUUCUGGUUCUUCAACCACUCCUGCUGGUUGCAUCACUCUCAACUCAUGGAAAUGGAUUAAUGCGGCAAAGAAAUCUUUUGUUGUCUACUUGUGGAGCUUUGUUGUUUCAGUACUCCCGUAUUUCAUCUGUCAGAUACCCAAUUGCACCCCAUCAACCAGCUUGAUAAUCUGGGUUUUGCUUUCAGUACUCAGCCUCGUAGUCAUGUACAUGAUUUUGGCUUCUUCCUUCUCUGAGGUUAAUGACUCUCUAUCUCGAAAAGAGUGGGCUAUCCUAAAAUCAGUGACUUUGUCAGCUGCAUUUAUUGGUUUGUGUCUUAUGUCGAUCAUCAACUUCGCUACAGCAGAAAUUGGUGGGUUACUGAUUGUCCCUAUGUGUUUGAUGGCCCAUCCUUUGAAGCUUGAUAUUGAAACUAGGAGCAUGAAAGCAAUGUCAAGAGCAGCUUGUAAUCUCAUUCUGGGGAUUGUAGGAUUUCCACCAGUUACUUUCAUACUUCUGAAAGGAGCAUUGGAGGGUUUCAGCAGCAUUAGUGUCGGUGACUUCUGGUCUUGGGUGGAAUCUCUUUGGGUUUGGAAUAGUGCCACUUACCUAUACAUUGGAGUGGUGCACCUGCCAUCUUGGGUUUUGUGUAUUCAUAUAUUGAUUCACCACUGUUAACAUGUUGUAAACUACUUUACCUUGAAUUAGAGAACGGUUAGACGAUUAGACA